CGAGCAGCACGUCUGCCCUCAUUUCUUAUCAAUGGAAUCCGAUCACAAACUUCAACGCUGGAAAGUAAUCUUUCGCAGGAAGCAGCCCCGCCACCAGCAGCGGCUCCACCACCUUCAGGACAACCGCAUGGGACAAAUCCUGCUGUACCUCCAUUGGAACCUAUAGAAUACUUGGAAAGUCCACGACGACCCUCACCAAUCAGCAUUGGAAGCAUUCGUCCUUACAAACGACCGAAACAACGCACUCAAUUGCUGCUUCUGCUGAUCUGCACGGACCAUUCAUCACCGGGAACAGGCGCGUCGGGAUUGUCGCCGGCAGAAGCCGACAAGGCCAAGAGCAUCUAUGCUGCCGACUCUUAA
Strongylus vulgaris is the source of this 360-nucleotide messenger RNA. The record is from the annotation of a GenBank genome assembly. NCBI's taxonomy places the organism in Eukaryota, Metazoa, Nematoda, Chromadorea, Rhabditida, Strongylidae.